UGUUCCAGACCAACAUAAGGGGCUGGGAUGGUUGGAGCUGUCGGAGCUCACUGAGGACCCACAGCCAUCACAGAGAUCUGCCCGAGAUGAAGCUGUCCCUGCUGCUUGCCCUCCUGGGGGCCGUCUCUGCUCGCCAGCUCCAUGAGGGCGCCCCAGAGCAGGAGGUACCAGCCGAGCAGGGCGAGGAGGAGCCCGGGGAGCUGGAGCCACCGUGCCCCACAGAGAGCGAGAGCUUCAAGAUGACAGUGCCUGGCCAGGAGGGCCACACCUGUCGCUAUGUGUUUGUGAACAAUUGCAAGACAUUUUGGAAUGCCCAGAAAGUGUGUGCCCGCUGCUACCGCGGCCGCCUGGCCUCCAUCCACAACUGUGCGACCAACCACCGCCUGAGCUGCAUGGUGCGUGGCCGCACCAACCACGCCCAGGUGUGGAUCGGGGGCUACACCUCCCGCUGGUUCUUUCAUGUGUACCCCCGCUGGGUUGACCACAGUGCCUGGAACUACUCCAACUGGGCCAGAGGGAACCCCUGGUGGUUUUGGAAAUCGUGCACCAUGUGCCCUGUAGGUGGUCAAUGGAGAAGCGUCAGCUGCGGGACUCACCUGCCCUUUAUCUGCGAGUACUGAUGGGGCUGCUCCCCCCCCACAGGGUCCCACUGCCCCCACCAUUCUGCUGGCCUGG
Messenger RNA from Trachemys scripta elegans, 675 nucleotides. Its product is annotated as bone marrow proteoglycan-like. Gene Ontology annotation, biological process: immune response. NCBI's taxonomy places the organism in Eukaryota, Metazoa, Chordata, Testudines, Emydidae. The record is from RefSeq and is a predicted model, not a curated record.